Molecule: messenger RNA, 1797 nt
Organism: Lachancea lanzarotensis
Lineage: Eukaryota; Fungi; Ascomycota; Saccharomycetes; Saccharomycetales; Saccharomycetaceae
Gene: VHT1
Product: LALA0S01e11276g1_1
Exons: 1
Coding region: 1-1797 (598 amino acids)
Biological process (GO): transmembrane transport
Cellular component (GO): membrane
Molecular function (GO): transmembrane transporter activity
Source: RefSeq, a predicted model, not a curated record
AUGCGUUCCUUUUCAAAGCAGCGUACAUAUCUUCCAACCCUGCGUGUUCUACCAGAAGAACAACUACUGUACGAUGGCAGUGAAGGUUCUGUGAGCACUGUGGAUGAGCAUGACGAGACACUUGAUUUUGGCAAAGGUGACGGAACUAAUGUUGAAGCGGAAAUUGAGAGUGAAUCUCGGGACAAUGAGAAAGUGCAACAUGGUGUUCCAUAUGAACUGCGCGACGAAAAGGGCCGCAAAUGGUGGAAAUACUUUGACGAGUUUGAGUAUCGUGCCAACUCAGAAUACAGGAAAAAGCGCACUUGGUAUACAUUUCUAUACCCAAACCAUUUGACACAAACCAAAGCAGAACGUACGUUGCUUUACAAGCUAGAUCUUAUGAUUGGUCUCUACUUUUUGAUGUUAUGCUGGUGCAAAUCUCUUGACACCAACAACUACAUCAACGCUUACUUUUCAGGAAUGCAAAAGGACCUCAACAUGACUAAAAACGAUUACAUCAAUACCACUGCCAUCUCUAACGUAGGUGCAAUUGUGCUGCAGCUGCCAUUCAUGUACUUUCUACCAAGAUUCCCUGCCCAUCUCAUAUUGCCCAUCAUGGACUUGGGAUGGUCCUUUUUUACCUUUGCCUGCUACAGAGCCAACUCUUUGGCUGAACUGAGAGCUUACCGUUUCAUGGUCAGUGCAUUCGGUUCCGCUUACUAUCCAGUUUCUCAAAUUGUUCUCGGUGCCUGGUACGCCCCUGAUGAGAUCAGCUCCAGAGUAUGCCUCUUUUUCUGCGGCCAGCUGCUGGGAGGUGUGACAUCAGGAUUGUUGCAAGCCAGAACUUAUAAAGAUCUAAAUGGAGUCCAUGGCCUUGCUGGGUGGAGAUGGAUGUUUUUGAUCGAUGGAAUUGCCAUCUCCAUUCCAUGUGCUAUCAUUGGGUAUUUUGUUAUUCCAGGCGUUCCUUCGAAAUGCUACUCCUUAUUUUUAAGCGACGAUGAAAUUCGAGUUGCUCGUGCCAGAAAUAAGAGACUACAGAUCAAAGAUGCUGUCGACAGCAGCAAAUUGCUAUCUUUGUUCUCUUGGAAAAUUUGGAAAAAAGUGUUUUUCACACCAGCCUUCUGGGUCUUAGUCGUAUUUGACACUUGCUCAUGGAAUAACAUGACCGCGUUUAGCGGAAGUUUCUUAUUUUGGUUGAAAACCGAUCACAACUUUUCUGUGGUAAAAAUCAAUAAUCUAAGUGUGCUUCCGGCAUGUCUUGGAUUUGUUUUUGUGUUUUUCUGCGCCUGGGGUGCUGACUUGUUCCGCACGAAAUGGAUAUUCAUGGUCUUCUCACAAGCUAUGAAUUGCAUUUCCUGUGCCAUUUUGAUCAAAUGGGAUGUUUCCAAUAGUGCUAAGUGGUUUGCGUUUUUGAUCACCUACUUUUCUGUUGCUGCGUCUCCAUGCUUGUGGUCCUUCAUCAACGACUUCCUAAGAUUGGACCCGCAAUUGAAGGCAGUGACGUGGAUCGCCAUUUACAGUUUUUCGCAGUCUACUUACGCUUGGAUCCCAACUUUGGCAUGGAAAACAGUGGAACAACCCCGCUUCAAGACGGGUUACACCGUGAGUUUGAUUUUCUCGAUUGUCUACGGUUUGUGGACCUUUGUGGUGUUGUACUUUUACAAGAGAAACGAGAAGAAAAACGCACUUGGCAACGGUAUAAUCCUCUACAACAGUGAUCAUGGUGAAGCGCCUCCUGCGUUCAUCGAAACGGAAAUGGAGAAAAGAGGCGAAUACUAUUUCUUGAAGGAGAAGAGUAAGGAAAAGCAAGACAUUUAG